This is a messenger RNA of Brassica rapa (field mustard), 4862 nucleotides long. RefSeq names its product protein IDA-LIKE 4. The record is from RefSeq and is a predicted model, not a curated record. Gene Ontology annotation, biological process: floral organ abscission. Lineage: Eukaryota; Viridiplantae; Streptophyta; Magnoliopsida; Brassicales; Brassicaceae.
AAAUCACAAAUAUAAAACUGAAAAGGAAAAACCUAAUUUUUUUUGUCAGUAUAUAACUUCUUAAUUAGAAAUUUAGAAUAUAAAACAUAAUCUAAAAACAUAAUUAAAAAUUAAAAAAAAAGUUAUUUAUUGGUUCAACCAAUGGUUCAACCGGUAUCGGGUUCCGGGUUCUACUGAGUUUUUGUGGAUUUUUGCGGGUUUCUAAAUAUUGAGUUUUUCACAAAGCCCAAACCGGAUUUUUUUCUGGGUUGCCGGGUUUACCGGUUCAACCGCGGGUCUUGGUCGAGUUUCAAAACACUGCUUAAGAUAGAUCAUAUGCAUGAGGUAAUGCUUGCAAGGUGUGUAAAUUCUCUGUUUAUAUAGAUUUCGUAAAUUUGUAAUUGAUUGAAAAUGUUUUAAAAUUUAUCUAUUUGUCAUUUGAAAUUAUUAACAUGUAUCUAUCUUAGAUAUAUGUUUAUCUCCAAACAUAAGUAACUUAAAUUAAAAUUUAGUUUAAAAUUUAUUAGUUUGAAAUCAAAUGAGGAUAAACUUUUCAUUUUUACAUAUAAGAAACAUAGUGUUUUUUGAUUUUUUUUUUCAAAUUUAAAAUCACAUUACAGUUUUUUUAAAGAUUAUUCCUUUACAAUUAGAUUAUGAGAAUUUGUAUAGUUACUAAUUUAAAUUUUAAAUGACAUGUAGCUAUACCAUAGAAUAAUUAUAAUUUAAAUAAAUGGUCUGGAAAAGAUUUGAAUUUGUUAGAAAUUUCAAAUCCGCAAAUAAAUGUUUAAAUUGUUGAAUGAAAUAGAAAAUACAUGAAAGUACAACUAAUAACUAUAGAAGUUGACACAAAUUAAAAACACUUAAACUUUUUUAUACAGAUACAAUGUUGAGGAUUUGCAAAUUUAUAUGCGGUUAUUUUUAUAAAUAAAUUUUGGAUGCAUAUACAAUAUUAUUUUAAAUUUUAAAGCUGAUACUUAAUUAUUGUAUCGUUUGUUAGAUCUUUGUACCGUAAAUAAUUCAUGUAUGUAUAUUUUGAUACAUUGUUGAUAUCAAUAAUUACAGAUGAUAGCAAAGUUUCUCAAAAUUCAUUACUUAACGGUCUUUCACCAAAAUAAAUAAAAUUUACACAGAAAAUCACUUAUCAAAGAAAAUCUAUUUUCUAGUUGAUUUUCUCGGUGAGAAAUAUGUUAGUUUGUUUAUUAUUCUGUCAUGCUAUAAGAAAAAAAUUGGCCACCAGAUACAACUGCUAAACCUAAAUUUAACUUUCAUAAGAAAAAUAUGGCUAGUUGAUUUAAUUAACUAUAAUGGUCGACAAACCAGUUUCCUCCAUUAAGCAUGCAUGAACUUGUGGACUCUAAUUAUGUUACUUGAAAUGUUAAUAUUUAUUUUGUUAGUUUAAGUUAUAUAUGGAAUAUUAAUUUCUCUUUUAUUAUAAUUUAGAAUUUUUGACAUUAUAAAAAUUAAUAAACUAAAAUGUUGAUUUGUUACAAUACGAUUGAUGGUUUUAAAUCAUAUGUGGACAUUCUUAAUGGUUUAUAGCCUUAAUUUUUUUUUAAAUUAAUAAAUUAAAAUGUUGAUUUGCCACAAUAUGAUUGGUCGUUUUUAAUCCUACGAUGGCUUAUAGCUUCAACUUUUAUAUAGUAUAGAUUAUACAACUGUAUCUUAUUUUAUUUACUUUUUAUUUAUCAAUUAUUUACCACGUUCUAUUUUGACCUAACACUUACCGCGUUAAUUAAAUCGAUCGAUAAGAGUAACCAAACAAUGACCAUUUCAUGAUUCUAAUGAAUACUUGUGCAAGCGCACAUAAAUUUGCAUUACAGAUGAUUAUGUCCAAUGACAAAACGUAUAUGUUUGACUAACACAUAAGCAGCACAUGUCAUAGAAAUAUGUUUAUAACUUUCUGUUAUACAACUAAUCAAUACUCAUAAGAAGUCUAAUCAACACAAAUAAUAGUAUUAAUUAAAAAUACAAAAUAAUAUAAAAUUCGUUUUUAUUAAAAAUUUAAUUAGAUAUUUAAAAUUUUUAUUUGAAUGUCUAUUUGUGUCUCCCAUGAAAAAUAAUAUUUUUAACUAACUGUUAGUACCAAAUUAGAACGUUGGCUAAAAUUUAAAAUAAUAUACAACUAAAUAAAAUUAUUAUAAAAUUUUUAAAUAUAAAUAAUAAAAUAUAAACUUAUAAUAGAUUAUCAAUAUCGAAAAUUAAUUCAUAUUGUCAUGUAAGCAAAUUUUAGUUUUUUCCAUUACUAUUUUUUUUUGAAUUACAUUUUAAAAGUUUAAUAAAAGUGUAGAGAAUCACAAAUCAAAUAGUUAUUCAAUUUUAUAUACUAUUAAAAAGUAUAUGAGAAAUUUAAUCAUUUUUUUAGUAAUAUAAUCAGAUUUUUUAUGUUUUUAUAGGAUCGACCAGUGUCAUGUCACAGGUUAAUAGUAGAUUUCUGGACUUUGUCAGAUUUUUAAUUAAUAGAGAUUUUCACUAAAUUCAAACUGAAUUAUAUAACGGUCGUCGGUUUUACCAGUUCGUCUGUGGGUCUGGAACAAAUAUAAAAAAAAUUGUCUAUAUUUAAUUUCAUUUAUAAACAUAAUGUAACUCACUAAGAGGAGUUAAAUAAUUUGUACAAAUAUAAUGAUUUCUUGGCACUAUUUAAACAUAAAGACACUAUUAGGCCUCAACAUUCAUAGAUAAUUUUUAAAAUUUUGGAUAAAAAUAUUCAGGUAAUUUUUUUUCCGGAUAAUUCCGUUUAUGAAUUGUAUUUUUAGGAUAUUUGGAUAUUUAGAAAUUAAAUAUAAUUAAUAUUUGUAGUUAUAUAAUCUGUAUCUCAAAAAUUUAGGUACCCAUUCGGCUUUCGGUUCAGUUCGGUUCUGAUCUGGUUUCGUUUUUUUGGUUCCAAAGAUAAAGAAUCUUUUUAGUUAUUUAUGAAUUUCGAUUCGAUUUUGGUUUUUUGAAUCUUCGGUUCCACAUAAAUAUGUUCAUACAUAUACACUAUCUUAUUUAGAAAUAUAUAAAAGGAACUUUUUUUAUUCCAAAAGCGCGGGUUAAAAUCUAGUAUAAUCUUUACAACAGAAAUUAAAUCAGAGUCAUCAGACUCCCCCGUUUUUGUAACAUAUAUUCGAGUUUAUACAUAAUAUAUCUAUAUACGUUAUUAAAUUAUAUAACAAAAUGUCCCAUUAACAAUAUUCAUUUGAAACCUGGAAACGAACCAAAAAUCCUCAAAACCAAAACCAGAUCAAAAUUUACAAAAAUCCAUAUGAAUUUUAUUUUCUAAAAAAAAACCAAACGGUUAUCUAAAGAUAUUGUUUUUUUCUUUAAAUAUUAAUUAUUUUUAGUUAAAAAUAAUAUUUGUCUCAAAAUAUAAUUUUAUAUAAAAUAUUCAAAAACCCAAAUUACGCAAUUUAUAAUUUUUUGGUUUUAAUUCAGUUUUCGAUUUUUUAUGUUUUUUUUUCAGGUUUAAAAUCGACUUAUGUAUCACACAUUUAUAUUUUACCUUGAUCAAUGAUAAUCUGGAUGAAAAAGAACUUUGUUCCCAUUUUCUAUCUUAUUAACCUUACUUCGGGGUCUGGGGACCCAAAUACUUUUUCAUUGACCAUCCAUUUUACCAUAACAUAUUAUAAUUCUUCAAAUCAUCCUUUAUUUCAAUGCAUUAUAUUAACUUUUCCGUUGUGUGGUAUAAUAGCUUGAAGUUGGUGCGUAUAUUGUCAAUAAGCUGUUUUAAAGCUACUAGAAGUGCUAAUUGUUUACCUUUUUGUGGAGAUAUUAGAAGUGCUAACUGUGUUUUCAAAUAUAUUAGCAGAGAAUGUGGGUAAAGCUUUUCAAUUAGUUCUUAACUAACAUAGAAUUAUAGAUAUGCAUCAUAGUGACAUCUACAGAAAUCAAUAAUAAAAAGGUAACUAUUAUUCUAACAGUCUCCUUCUCAUGUCACCCGGUCAACCUGACACUACAUAUAUGAUUUAUAAUUUAUAAAAAGAAUAAAAUCCAAAUUCAUGAUUUUAUACUCCAGAUUUUGGUAUAAAAAUGGAUACAUUUUCCACGCAAAAAAGAAAUAUUUAUUUAUAUAAGAAAAUUCACACAAGUGAUAGUUCGUUCAGUGAUUCAAAUAUAAAAUGCAAUAAUGAAUGUUCAGUUUCCCUUACCUUUAUUUAGUUUUAUUGGCAAUUAUUAUUGUUCCAGGCUUUCAGCCAAAGAGAGACCUAUUCAAAAGGGGUUGCCCUCUUUCUCCCAUCAAAAGUCCUCAACCAAACCCCACUUCUCCAAAACUGAAACAAACAAAAAUACCUAUAGUGAUCUCUUUCUCUUAUUCGAUUUUAAUCACUGAAAUGGUUACUACACAUCAACAUUAUUGGAUGAAAAGGUUAUCAAUAAACCCACAAGCUCUUCUUCUUCUGUUCUUCUGCUUCUUCCUCAUUCACCAUUGCGACGCCUCGAGAGCCUUGUCACCAUCAAGCGUUUUCUACAUAAUCCCUAAUGAUGAUCACAACAAAAACACUAUGAGGAGAGACCAUUUCUUUGUGAUCUUGCCAAGACACUUACCUGUUCCAGCUUCUGGUCCUUCACGAAAACACAACGACAUUGGUCUACAAGCAUUGUUGUCUCCAUGAUCAUGCUUACUCACUCUCUCUCUGUCUCUCUUGUGUAGUUUAUAUAAUGUAUUGUAAUGCAUGAACUUACACAAAACAAGAGUAGAAAACCAUUCAUCGCCCUCUGAUGUUUGAUUUGACAUGUACACUGUUCAGAUGUUUGACCUCUUUUUAAUUGUUUCUUGAUCUCUUGGUUAUUUUUUAUUUUAUUUUUUUUGCUAAAAGUCUUGGUUUUUUUUUUUGGGGUGUUGCAUUGCAUGUAACUUCUUUAGAGUAUAAGUGAAAAUAAUGUACUGGUUAGGAUGGGUUUUGUUA